Molecule: messenger RNA, 1536 nt
Organism: Pipistrellus nathusii (Nathusius's pipistrelle)
Lineage: Eukaryota; Metazoa; Chordata; Mammalia; Chiroptera; Vespertilionidae
Source: the annotation of a GenBank genome assembly
AUGGAAAACACACAAGAUGGAACCCUGGGGGACUGGUUCAAGAUCACAGUCCCUUAUGGGAUAAAGUACGACAGGACAUGGCUAAUUAAUUCAAUCCAGAGCCAUUGCAGUGUCCCCUUCACUCCAGUGGAUUUCCACUAUGUUAAACACCUGGCCCAGUUCUUUGUCCAGGAUGCUAGUGCUGCCUCUGCAUUGAAGGACAUAAAUGGCAAGAUCUGUGAUGAGGAGAACCAAAAGAUAUUUAUCUUUGUUAAUACUUCUGCUGUACCCUACUCUGCAUGCAAUAAGUUGGAGCCAGAAAAAAUGGAGCAACUAAAGCUGACCAUAAGCAAACGAUAUGAUGUUUCUCAGAAAGCUCUUGACCUUCACAAGCUCCGCUUUGACCCAGACUUACUGGGCCAUGAUAUUAUUAUAAUCCUAAAUCGAAGAAACUGCAUGGCUGCCACCCUGCAGAUCAUCAAAGAGAAUUUCCCUGAGCUGUUGUCCCUGAAUUUGUGUAAGAACAAACUGUGCCAGCUGGAUGGUCUGUCUGAGAUUAUGCAGAUGGCACCCACAAUCAAGAUCCUGAACCUUUCCAAAAAUCAGCUAAAGUCAGCCUACGAGUUGGACAAGAUAAAAGGGCUGGAGCUGGAAGAGCUGUGGCUGAAAGGGAACCCCUUGUGCAAUACCUUCCCAAACCAGCCCACUUACAUAAGCGCCAUCAGAAAGUAUUUCCCCAAGUUGUUACGCUUGGAUGGCCAGGAUUUACCUCCACCAACUAUAAUUGACAUGGACAUAAUAAAACCCUGUAAGGAAAGCUUUAAAGGACCUGAGACCCUAAAGAAUCUAGUCUUUCAAUUUCUGCUUCAAUAUUACUUGAUUUAUGAUUCUGAAGACCGAGAACGUCUCCUCAGCGCUUACCACGAGGAGGCCUGCUUCUCCCUAACCGUUGCCUUCAACUCCGAAGACCCAGCCCUAAGCAGCUGGUGCGAGUACUUAAAGGAUAACAGGAAUAUGAAGAAAGUCAAGGAUUCUGACCUGCGGGUUCAGCUACUGAAGCAUACAAAGUGUGAGAUUGUGAACUUCCUCUGCGUGUUCCCCAAAACUCAGCAUGACCUUAACUCCUAUGUGGUAGACCUGUGGGCCCACACAGAAACUAUGCUCUGUUUUUCUGUCAAUGGCGUUUUUAAGGAAGUGGAAGGAAAGUCUCAAGGGUCUGUCCAUGCCUUCACCCGGACCUUCAUCUUAUCUUCUGGCAGCAAUUCCAGUAUGUGCAUCGUGAACGAUAUAAUGACUGUGGGGGACACCAGGAUAGAAGAAACCCAAAGUGCAUUCUCCAUUCCAGUGCCUACACCCACCUUUAGCUCCCUGUCUACCCUCUCCCAGGAACAGCAAGAAAUGGUGCAGGUUUUCUCCACCCAUUCUGGGAUAAGCCUCGAGUGGUCUCAAAAGUGCCUUCAGGACAAUGAGUGGAACUACAUUAAAGCUGCUCAGGUCUUCGCUACGCUCAAGACCCAGGGCAAGAUCCCAGAGGAGGCCUUCGAACAAAUCCCUUAA